GCUCUGGGAAACCUGACCUUGGUGUUGGCCAUCAUUGUGUUUAUUUUUGCUGUGGUUGGCAUGCAGCUGUUUGGUAAAAGCUACAAGGAAUGCGUCUGUAAAAUCUCAGAAGACUGUGAGCUUCCACGCUGGCACAUGAAUGACUUCUUCCAUUCCUUCUUGAUUGUGUUCCGAGUACUAUGCGGAGAGUGGAUCGAGACUAUGUGGGACUGUAUGGAGGUGGCCGGACAAUCUAUGUGCCUUUUGGUCUUCAUGUUAGUGAUGGUCAUUGGCAAUCUUGUGGUUUUGAAUUUGUUCCUGGCCUUGUUGCUGAGUUCAUUUAGUUCCGACAACCUCACAGCAACAGAUGAUGACAAUGAGAUGAACAACCUUCAGAUUGCUGUGGGAAGAAUACAGAGGGGAAUAGAUUUUGUAAAGAAAACGGUGCGAGAAUGCAUCCAGAAAGCCUUUGUGAAGAAACAGAAAGCUCUCGAUGAAAUCAAACCACUCGAGGAGCUUCACAAUCGGAAAGAGAGCUGUCUUUAUAACCAUAAUGCGGUUGAUAUUAAUAAAGACCUAGAUUAUCACAAAGGUGGCAAUGGAACUACAAGCGGAGUAGGCAGCAGUGUGGAAAAGUAUAUUAUUGAUGAGAGCGAUUACAUGUCCUUUAUACAUAACCCAAGCCUCACCGUGACUGUUCCCAUCGCUGUUGGAGAAUCUGAUUUUGAAAAUCUCAAUACAGAAGAUUUCAGCAGUGAAUCUGACCUGGAGGAAAGUAAAGAGAAGCUAAACAUGACCAGCUCAUCUGAAGGCAGCACAGUGGAUAUUAGGCCCCCUGGGGCAGUUGUGGAAGGAGAAGGGGAGCUGGUGGAUAUUGAACCGGAGGAAGCUUUGGAGCCAGAUGCCUGCUUCACAGAAGGAUGUGUAAAAAGGUUCCCAAUUUUGCAGUGUGAACAUUGAAGAAAAUAAUGGCAAGAUAUGGUGGACAUUCAGGAAAACCUGUUACACAAUUGUUGAACACAACUGGUUUGAAACCUUCAUUAUCUUCAUGAUUCUUCUUAGUAGUGGAGCACUGGCUUUUGAAGAUAUCUACAUAGAACAAAGGAAAACAAUUAAAACCAUGCUGGAAUAUGCUGAUAAAGUCUUCACAUACAUCUUUAUCCUUGAAAUGCUUCUAAAAUGGGUGGCCUAUGGAUUUGUAAAAUAUUUCACCAAUGCUUGGUGCUGGCUGGACUUCUUGAUUGUUGAUGUGUCUCUCGUUAGCCUAGUAGCUAAUGCUUUGGGAUACUCAGAACUAGGGGCUAUUAAGUCCCUAAGGACAUUAAGGGCCUUGAGACCACUAAGAGCCCUUUCACGGUUUGAAGGGAUGAGGGUGGUUGUAAAUGCACUGAUCGGAGCCAUUCCCUCCAUUAUGAACGUGCUUCUGGUUUGUCUGAUAUUCUGGUUGAUUUUCAGUAUAAUGGGUGUCAAUUUGUUUGCGGGAAAGUAUUAUCAUUGCGUUAAUACUACCACUGGUGAAAUGUUUCCAAUUACUGAAGUUGAAAACCAGUCGGACUGUAUGCUAUUAAUAAAGGCCAAUGAAAGUGCGCGGUGGGAAGAACGUUAAAGUCAAUUUUGAUAAUGUAGGAGCUGGUUAUCUUGCUUUACUCCAAGUGGCAACAUUUAAAGGCUGGAUGGAUAUUAUGUACGCAGCAGUUGACUCGCGAAAGCUGCAACAGCAACCUAAAUAUGAAGACAACUUAUAUAUGUAUUUAUACUUUGUCAUUUUCAUCAUAUUUGGCUCCUUUUUCACUCUGAACCUCUUCAUUGGUGUUAUUAUUGACAAUUUCAACCAACAAAAAAAAGAAGUUUGGAGGUCAAGACAUCUUCAUGACAGAGGAGCAAAAGAAAUAUUAUAAUGCCAUGAAAAAAACUGGGUUCUAAGAAGCCUCAAAAGCCCAUUCCAAGACCACCGAACAAAUACCAAGGUUUUGUGUUCGAUAUUGUAACAAGGCAAGCCUUUGACAUCACGAUCAUGAUACUUAUUUGCCUUAACAUGGUAACAAUGAUGAUUGAAACAGAUGAACAAAGCCAAGAUAUGGAAAACAACUUGUACUGGAUCAACUUGGUCUUCAUUGUCCUGUUCACUGGUGAAUUUGUGAUGAAGCUGAUCUCACUGCGGCAUUAUUACUUCACAAUUGGCUGGAACAUAUUUGAUUUUGUUGUUGUCAUUCUCUCCAUUGUUGGCAUGUUUCUGGCAGACAUGAUAGAAAACUAUUUUGUUUCUCCAACAUUAUUCAGAGUUAUAAGACUUGCCAGGAUUGGGAGAAUCUUGCGUCUCAUUAAAGGAGCCAAGGGAAUUCGUACUCUGCUUUUUGCUUUGAUGAUGUCACUUCCUGCACUGUUCAAUAUUGGUCUUCUGCUGUUUUUAGUGAUGUUCAUUUACGCCAUCUUUGGAAUGUCCAAUUUUGCUUACGUCAAGAAAGAAGCUGGAAUUGAUGACAUGUUUAAUUUUGAAACAUUUGGCAACAGUAUGAUUUGCUUGUUCCAAAUCACUACAUCAGCUGGGUGGGAUGGCUUAUUAGCACCAAUUCUGAAUAGUGGUGCACCAGACUGCAACCCAUAUGCAGAACACCCUGGGAGUUCUGUAAAAGGGGAUUGUGGUAACCCCUCUGUUGGGAUUUUCUUCUUUGUUAGUUAUAUCAUCAUAUCCUUUUUAGUGGUGGUAAACAUGUAUAUUGCUGUAAUUUUGGAGAACUUUAGUGUUGCUACAGAGGAAAGUGCAGAACCCCUUGGAGAGGAUGACUUUGAAAUGUUUUAUGAAGUUUGGGAAAAGUUUGAUCCAGAUGCAACACAAUUUAUUCAGUACAGUAAAUUGCCUGAUUUUGCUGAUGCUCUGGAUCCACCUCUUCGCAUACCAAAACCAAACAAAGUUCAGCUUAUUGCAAUGGAUCUUCCCAUGGUAAGCGGUGACAGAAUUCACUGCCUUGACAUCUUGUUUGCCUUUACAAAGCGAGUGUUGGGUGAAGGAGAUGAAAUGGAUAAUCUUCGCCAACCAAUGGAAGAGCGUUUCAUGGCAUCCAACCCUUCAAAGGUCUCCUAUGAACCAAUUACAUCUACCUUAAGGAGAAAACAAGAGGAAUUGUCAGCGAUCAUCAUUCAGCGAUGUUUCCGACACUAUCUUUUACGGAAAACUAUUAAACAAGCUUCAUAUAUGUAUAGAAAAGAAAAAAUGAAAGAAGUAAAUAGCUUGCCCAUUAAAGAAGACAUGGUUAUUGAUAAGCUUAAUGGGAACUCAACUACAGAGAAGACUGAUAUGACACCUUCUACAACAUCACCUCCAUCAUAUGAUAGCGUAACAAAACCAGAAAAGGAAAAACAUGAAAAAGACAAAGCAGAAAAAGAGGACAAAAGCAAAGAUGCCAGGGAGAAUAAAAAAUAA
This is a messenger RNA of Staurois parvus, 3400 nucleotides long. The record is from the annotation of a GenBank genome assembly. Lineage: Eukaryota; Metazoa; Chordata; Amphibia; Anura; Ranidae.